Messenger RNA from Psylliodes chrysocephalus, 9609 nucleotides. The record is from the annotation of a GenBank genome assembly. Lineage: Eukaryota; Metazoa; Arthropoda; Insecta; Coleoptera; Chrysomelidae.
UGUCAGAUGUCCGUAACUGCUGGCGCGAUGACAACCGUAAACUCACUGUCGUUGAAUUUUAACUUAUUUUAACAUCUAACGUGACUGUGAAAAAUAUAGUGAAGUUAUAAAUAACAUAAAAAUGAUAUCUGCCAUUUUGUCCAGGCUAGUCAUAUUAGUUUUUGGUACACUUUACCCCGCUUAUUCUUCAUACAAGGCUGUGAGGACGAAGAACGUCAAAGAAUACGUAAAAUGGAUGAUGUACUGGAUAGUUUUCGCGCUAUUUACAUGCGCCGAAACGUUCACGGAUGUCUUUUUGAGUUGGUUCCCGUUCUACUACGAAAUAAAAAUAAUUCUGGUUGUCUGGCUACUGUCUCCCGCUACAAAGGGAUCCAGCAUUUUGUAUAGGAAGUUUGUCCAUCCGACUCUCAGCUCCAGAGAACAGGAAAUCGAUGAGUAUAUCAACAAAGCCAAAGAGCAGAGCUACCGACAAGUACUAGAUAUUGGUUCCAAAGGCGUUUCGGCCAUCAUGCAAACCGCCAUCAAGGGUGGCGGCGGGAUAGUAAACCAGCUACGCAAGAGCUACAGCUUGAGCGAUCUAUCAGACCCGACGCAAGACGAAACCCACGAUGAACCGGAUACCUUAACAGAUCUCCAAAUGACCAGAAGACGUCGCAGUCCACACAGAUCAUCGUCGACUGCAGCUGUGUACUUUUCCGAAGUAGACAUCAGGUCUGAUCGAAUAGGUCCCAUACAAUCUGCCGAAGAUAUUUCUUCGUCAGGGUACUCCAGUGGCGAGGGACUGUCGCUGAAGAUCAGCGCCAGAGAGGGUAUUCACCGAACUGGUUCGUUGACUAGGUCUAGGUCUACUAGAGUUACCAGGUCUACUGUACCUAAGAAGGUUGGCGCUAGUGAUGAAAGCGACGAAAACGAAGAAUACGACACCAAUGUAAUUUUCCAGAAAGAUUCGCCGAAGAAAGUGGACUCAUCAAGUGAGAACGAGUUUUUCGAUACGGUUGACAUUCUGCAUGAAAAUUUCGAUGACGGUCUCAAUAAUUUUAAUAAAAACAGUAAGAAAACCCAGAUAUUAACUGCAUGCGAAGGUACAACAGACAACUGUAAACUAAUUAACGUUCCUUCAGAUAACGCAACUAUCUCAACAAAGGAAAAAAUCCUAAACAUGGAGAAUAAUCCAGAUAUUAUCCAAAUCACCAAAAACGUGACGAGUUUUUCUUCAUUCAUGCAAAAUCUAAUCGAAUCCAAAAAUGAUUCAGAUUCUAGAAGAGCUGAUCUCACAAUUGAUACCUCCAACAAUACCAAAGCAGAAAUUGAAGAACCAACGAAGUUAAGAGGCGGUAAAUAUAACAAAAAACACGCUCCUCCACCCCCGCAACAACAUUCUUCAACUCCUUCGAUCAAAGCAACCCUGGUACUGAAACCUGGUAGAGUUAAAACUGUUGGAUCAACGGAGUCACUUUGUAAGGAAAUUUUUCUGAACGCACCGAAGCCUAAACGGCAAGCUUCCCGUACUUCUUUGUCUUCUAAUUCUUCUAAUUCGACCAGAAGAAAGUCUUCCUUUUCUAAGUUUCUAAGUUUGCCAAAGAAGAUUGGUUUUUGGAAUAAAGACGAUGCGAAUAUCAAUGAGAAACGUUCAUCUUGGCAUAGUUAUUUGCGGCCGUUGUCUGAUUCCAAAAUGCAAUCGAUCAGUGAUAAUAAUUUACUCAGCAAACGUACUGAUAUUGAUCAAACUUUGCAUGCUUCUACCGGUAAAAAUGGUAGUCAGUUGUCUUUGAAAUCUUUGACGGAGUCACCUUUGGCUGCUAGGAGGAUUAAAAUUAUUAGAAGAUACGUGGACGAUGACAUCGAUUGAUGUGGGAAAAAAAGGAAAGUACUACUUUACCCAGGACUAAAAAACCAGUCAAAAAGAAAACGUUAUAAAUUUUGAACAGUACUAUUUUUUUAGGGCAUUAUUUGUGAUUAUGUUAUUGAACACUUCUUAUAAAUAGGUAUAAACCAUGAAGUAUAGCCAACGUCGCUUUGAAAGACGUUGUUUGACAGAUAUCGACCUAUCAAUGUUUUAUGUAAUGACUUCCAAAAUACGUUAUCAAAUUUAAACUUCAUGGCUUUUACAAAUAGCUAAUAUUCGUUUGUUGAAAAUGAUGGCUUUAAUAACGUUCCAUAAGAAUAUAACAGACGUGAGACAUGUUUGUAUUUCAAGAAUAAACAAAUUUUUUUAAGAAUUAAACACACCAAACUGGUUGUAAACGUAGUAAUAAUCUGAAAAAGUCUGUCAAACAAAAAAUCAUACCAACUGUCAGUAAUUAAAAUCACCAAAGAAACUUCUUCAAUUGUAGUUGGCGUGGUUGCCAAUGCUCAAAAUGUAUCCUUGGUAUUUUUUUAUUGAAAAUAUCCACAUAUAAUACAUUCUGACGGCUUAUUAGAGUUUUAAAUUUAAUGUAUAUCUGUAUAAAAGCACCUAUACAAAACAAAGGUAUAGUAAAAAGAGUAAUUUCAGCCAUUAUUUUCACAUUGAAAACUUGUAUUAGUAAGAAUUAAAUUUGACUCUAGGCCUAUAUAUGCUCUAGGCACAUGCAUGGCAGAGGUGUUUUAUUUUAUUUCUACAGUUUUUAUUGCGUAAUGCAUAAACAAGUAUUGUAUCGUUAAAGAAAGUCUGUUCGUUCUUAUCUAUGUUUGAAAAUUACGAAAUUUGAUCCCUCCACAUAAAUACAGGGUGCACCAGUCAAACCUGCAAUUUUGAAACAACUGUAAAAAACACACAGUUGCAUUUUUAAAAAUUUUAUUGAUACCAUGUUAAUUUACGUUAAAAAGCAUUACAUAAACAUUAUUCAUUUAGAAAGAAUAUUAUUAAGAUGUCGUCCAUUUCGAUCGAUGCAUUCUUGGAGGCGUUUUCUAAAAUUGUCCAUUACAUUACGGAGAAUCUGCUGAGGGAUUCUUUCGAUUUCCUGACGGAUUCUCGCCUUCGGUUCUUCAAGAGUACGAGGCCGUUCUCUGAAAACUUUAUUCUUCAGGUAGCCCCACAAAAAAAAUCACAUGCGGUGAGGUCGGGUGAACUGGAGGGCCAAGGAAUGGCUCCGUUCCGGGAUAUCACCCGAUUUGGGAAAAAUUCGUUGAGCAGAUUCAUGCUCACACGGGCCGUGUGGCUUGUGGCUCCAUCUUGUUGAAAUAUGGUUUCAUCAUUCAGUCCAUGUUCACGAAGACGAGGAAUGAAAAAUGUUCGCAACAUUUCUGAGUAGCGCUCCGCAUUCACGGUAACAGCUUGCCCCCUUUCAUUUUCAAAAAAGAAUGGACCUAUGAUUCCCGUUGAACACAUUGCGCAUCAAACUGUUACCUUGGCCGAAUGGAGAGGCUUUUGAUGGAGUUCUUGAGGGUUUUUAUCGCUCCAAUAUCUAAAAUUUUGUUUGUUUACAUAGCCGGAGAGAUGAAAAUGCGCUUCGUCGCUCAUCCAGAGCAACGUGUGAAGGUCCUCGUUUUCCUCAAUCAUUCCCAAAAAUGUUUCACAAAAGUGCCGUCGAGCAGCGAAAUCGUUUUCAUUUAGAGCCUGAACCACUUGAAUUUUGUAGGAGUGAUAGUGUAAGUCUAACUUCAAGACCCUUCGGAGACUACUGUUUGAAAUUCUAAGCCCAAUACUGUGUCGACGCGCUGAUGUCCGAGGACUUCUUGUCAUAGCGACUCUUACGCGUUUAAUAUUCUCAGGAGUUCUUACUGAUCUCGCACUGCCACCUCUUCUGUUUCUCGUUUCACCAAUGUUUUCAAAAUUUUGCGCCCAUAACUUUAUUGAAUUAACAGAAGGCACGGGCGGAUUACGAUUAAUUCGGAAAUGAAGACGAAAGCGGCGUCGAGCGGCUGUAUAACUACUGCUUAGAUAAAAUGCCUUUACAGCAAAAGAAUGUUGUUGCUUGGACCACUGUUCCAUGACUAGUGAAAUGCUUUGAAAGGGGGAACAUAACGGUGACUUUGACAACUCGCCCCGCCCACUUCCUUGGCUCCCGCGCUUGUUUCAAAAUUGCAGGUUUGACUGGCGCACGCUGUAUAUUUUAAACUUUUAUUAAAAUAAUUGGAAUGUGUACUUAUUACCAUUUGUUGUGUAAAAUUCCAAAGACUUAAUAAUCAGCUAUGAAUCUUUUAAAUUUUAAUGUUAAAUGUUAGUAACUACAGAGUGAUGCAGGUAUUUUAUAUAUUUAUAAUUUUUGUUCCAGCUUUAAAACUUAAAGAAUUGUACCUAUCUACUAUCUAGAAAAAAUAAAAUGGAAGGAACUUCAAAAAUGUAUCUAAAGUAGGCCAUGGAAAAAAUCACUCAUGCUAGAGCUGUCAAUUUUCUUUCAUGAAUGACAGUUUGUCACGGUUCACGAUCUACUUUAGAAACAUUUUUUGAAUAACACGUUAUAUAUAAAUUAUUUUAAAUUGUUAUAGACCUGGAAUUUUUAAAAUCGCUCUGUAGUAUUUCUUCCAAAUGACAAAAUCGUUAAGAUUAGUGACUAUCUUUUAAUGAAGUGUUAAGAAUUUGUUAAAACUAUUGUGAACUGUUAGGGUUAGUUUUAUUGACAGUUUGUGAACGAGAAUGAUUUUAAAUGAUAAGUUUUUAUAUUUAUUGAUAUUUUUGACUUUUUAUUGUAUUCUAAGUAUAAGCAGAUGAUGUAUCAUUGAGUGAUAUUAGUUCCAUAUCCUAUUUAAGUAAUUUAAUUUUGUAUAUUAUUCAGCUGUACGGUCUUUAAUAGACUUUAAGUGAUAUAUUUAUAAAGAAAAAAUUCUUCAUUACAACUUUUUAUAUAAAAGUAUAAUUUUAUUAUAUUCUUAAAAAUAAAAAUCUUUUUUCUGGCAGAUAACUCUGAAAAAAUAGAGAUUGAUGCUUCAAAAUCAUAUUAGGUACAUUAAAUCAUAUUUUAAUGCCAUCGUAAGAGUACGAAAAUCAUUUUGGCUGUCACUGUCAGUCUAACACAUUGUUAGUUUCAAGUUGGUAAUUAUUUACAAUUGGUAACACUGAAAAAUAAUAAUAAAAGAAAAUUCUUAUUUGCCAAUGUCAGUUCAAUAACAAUAAGUUGGCAUUCCAAACCAAUAAACUGGCUUGAAAUGCGACUCUAUGGGCGCAGACAGGUUAUUUUUCAUCUCACUCCGGAGUAUGUAUAAUAAUCAUUUUCUAUUUCACAUUGUUAUUGUCUGAUUCUCCAUCUUGUGGACUGGAUAAUAACAACGUGAAACAGAAAAUGGUUAUUAUAAAUACUUCCAAGUGAGAUGAGCAAUAAAAAUGGCUGUGCCUAUAGGUCGCACCUAGUUCUAUUAAUGCAACAUGUACAUUGGCAUUCUACCACCCUCCAGUUCAUUGGUCCAAACAAAAUGGUUGCCCGUAGGUAAUGACAGGCUACUGAUAGGAAUGGUAUGGCAACACCGUGAUUUGACAAGGUCAAUGAUAUAGAUAGUUAUAUAGAUUGAUCAUCCAUGUUUUUAAAAUGGUAGGUAAUUAGUUUUUUAAUAUAUUCAAAGUUUGAAAAUUGGUUUUAAAAUACAUUUUUGCUAAACCUAUUCAAAUUAAUGAGCACUUGCCAGGCAAUAUUGCUGCUUGCAAACGACCCGCUUUGAGCAAUCUAUAUAACUAUAUCUAUGUGUAGCAUUGACUCUGUCAAUGACAACAGGUGCACAGGGCUGCCAUAUCUAAACUGUCAUCAGGACAGGGAUUCGUAUGUGCGUACUCAACACGUAACGAAUCAAAUAGAGAGAGGCAUUACAUACAAAUCGCUUUCUGUCAAACGAAGAUAGAAGCUUCUCAACACGUGCAGAAUUGCAAGAUGAGAAUCCCACUACAGUUCCCACUUGUCAGCAUAUUGACAAGUCGUUGAAAUGCCUAAUUGGCAACACUGACAGUUUACAGUUGACAGUUAUGAAAGAUAUAUUUGUAAAUAGUUGGCUCAUGACAUAAAUCAAUUUUAAAGUUGUUUUUCAUGAUAAAGUGACUUCAAUGUUUGUUAUUAUUUGAAAUGUUCACGGCAGCUGAUCAUUUGUAUAUGCAAGAAAAGUUUGAAUGAAGGAUUUUUUAAAACAUUUACUUUUAACAAAAUGCAUGUUACCUAUCAAUAAACGUAAAUUAUUAACGCUGGUGCUCAAACUAUGUUCCGUUAUUGGAUAAACCAUUACUUUUUAGCAUUACUAACGUUAUUUACAACAAAUUAUAGGUUAUGUUUACCGAAAUUUACUCGAGAGACUUUACAUACGGUAUUUCAGGAAGUUCGAUAUGGGUCGGAUCCGGAGAUGGUAGUGGCCGUGGUAAAAUAUUAAUUUGACCAUGAUCAAAGCGGUUCUAGACUUGGUCUCAGGUGACAUUGAAGCCAAUUGGUUUAUUGUAUUUUACCCAUUGUUGGUCCAUAGUAGUGGUAAUUCUGUAAUUCAAUAUCUUUAUUUUUAAAGCGUGUAAAAUUUUACUUUUUUAACAUAAAUUGUAAUUUUGUAAAAAUAAAAUUAAAAAAAAAAAAAAAGAAAUAUACGUUAAAAGUAGUUCAAAAUAUGAUUAAGUUUUAAGGUCGGUCAAAUAAGUGUCAUUCUUUUUUCUUAUGUUUUCGAACAAGAAUAUUGAAAAAAGUAGCGACCGAAUGUAAUUUUCAAUAGAAACAAAAAUAAAGCCAGUAAUCUUAAUAGUGCCCUUCUACGACAAAUCAAUCACUAAAUUCAAAAAGUUUAUAUACACUAUAAAUAAAAUAUAUUUUCUAAAUAGAAUUUGUGUAAUUUCAAUUAUUAAAAUUACUUGAGAACUUUCAGAAUGGUUCAUUUUAAUGAUUUUCUUGCAUUAUAAGUUGAAUUAAACAAUCAAAAGUAAUAAUUUCUUAUAUGUUAAGUUUUAAAGCCUACUAGUUAGUACCUGUUAAUAUCAUUGAUUUAAUGCAUACAAUUAACACAUUUAUAAUGAAUUUUUAAUAUAUUGCUGCUCUUAGAAUAGAUUUUUGCAGCACAAAUGAACUAUUGUGUUAAUUAUGACAAGUUAAAAUUGUUCAUGAAUUUACAGAUUUGCUUUUCAAUUUUAACAUUACGUUAUAUUUUUAAGGUGCGUUAAAUUUUAACAUAAUCCUUAUAGAAUUACCACUAGUAUCUACUCUGUUACCUACAAGUUGUCCAAAGACAAGAACUCUUUGUCUGUUUCUGGUUCCUUGUGACAUAGUGGACACAAAAUAUGGUUUCCAUUUUAAACACUUUUUUAAGCAACAUUUUACUAGGAAAUUAUCGAUGUUUAAGUUGGUAUCACUGGGUAUAUGACACAGUUACAAUCCUGCUACACCAACUGGUGGCGCGCGCAUACCAUCCUUACAUUUUGUCUUGCAGUUGUACCGGGGAUUUAAAAUGUUGCAUGUUCCUGUUCGAAAUAAACCUCUAAAUACAUUAUAGUUAUCGAUAAUUUUUAACAUGGUUUUUCUAUGAAGGUUUUCCCAAGUGCUUGUUUUGGGGGAUAGUUUUCCCAUAAUUGUUGUUUUUUUUCCCAAUUCUGUAUUCUAGUAAACCUGUACUGUACUUUUUGGUGCUCCUAGAUUUGUGGUAUUGUUGAGUUUUAGUAUUUUGUAAUUUUUAAGUCCCUUAUUUCAUAUAGUCUAUACAUAUAUUCGUUUGUUUGUUUGAAGUUUACAAAAAUAUACUGACAGGAUUAUGAAAAUUAAAAAAGCUGUAAUUUCAUAUUAUAAUAGUUUUGCCGAAUCCCUAUAGGUUAUGGGCCCAGGUGCAGUAAAUUGAAUAAAGUUGGACAUUACCUAGAAUACACGGUUGAGUUAAAAGUAAUGGAACUGACGAAGGUACAAAUUGAAUUACUAGAGGGUAAAACAAACUGGUCAACGUGGAAGUAUAAGGUCAGCGUGCUACUUAAAGGUAUUGUUGACGCAAUGGAGGUCGUAGAAGGAACUUUAAUAGCACUAAUCAAAUUAGAAGAAGCUGCGUAAGAGGAAGAAGUAUCCAAAUUCAACAGAUUGCUAAAUGAAUAUAGAAAAAUAGAAAAUAGUGCUAUGAUUAUAUAGAGAAAGUAAAAGUUGGAAAGGCUUUUGGUAGGUAGAGAGGGGGUAAACGUCAAACCACGUCGGACGGCUUCGAGAAUUUCGCAGUAAUGUUUACCUGCCAGUGAGUGUCGUUCAUAGAAUAAGUAAUUUUAAAUUUAAAAUCACCGUCAAGUCUGGAACCUAUUUUCUAGGUAUAGAAAUAGAACAAAGAAUUAAUGCAAUAAAAAUUCAUCACCAAGCCUAUACUAUAAGAAUACUAGAACGUUUUAAAAUGGAACUUUGUCGACCUAUAGGUACGCCCAUUGUAAAAGAAAGUUGAAGAUGAAGAAAUUAAUUUUCCUUAUAGACAAGUAGAGGCGGCUCACUUAUGCUGUUGGAGUAGCUUCCAAAAAUCUAAAAAAAUCCUACUAAAACAGAUGUGAUUAGAAUAACGAGACUAUUACUACAAGGUAGUAAACAUUUUGAUAUAAUAUAUAAAUCGAAUUAUGAGUGUGGCAUCCUUGAAGGUUACAGUGACGCAGAUCAUAGCGGAGAUAAUCUGUCUGGACGAUCUACUUCUGAUGUUCUUUGUUUGUUUGCAGGAGAACCCGUAACAUGGCUAAAUCAAAGACAAACGUCUGUUGCUAUUUCAACAACCAAAGCGGAAGUCGUUGCAGCCAGUAAAGCUGCACGCGAAAUAUUUUGGUUUAAAUGCCUUUUCCACGAGUUGGAAAAUUUGACUAGCCUUGCAGAACUACAAGUUGAUAACGAAGCCGCUAUUGGAAUAUCAAAAAAUCCUGAAUAUCAUCGACGUACAAAACAUAUAAGGAUAAGCCAUUUCUUUAUACGCGAGCUUGUAGUAGAAGAAGAAAUCUUCCAAAACCAAGAUUACAACGGUUGAUGAUGAAAAUGGGACUAGAUGUUUGAACAUUUUAAAUGAGGGAAAGUGUUGAGUUUUAGCAUUUUAUAAUUUUUAGGUCCCUUAUUUAAUAUAGUCUAUAUAUUCGUUUGUUUGUUUGUUUGUUUGUUUGUUUGUUUGUUUGUUUGUUUGUUUGUUUGUUUGUUUGUUUGUUUGUUUGUUUGUUUGUUUGUUUGUUUGUUUGUUUGUUUGUUUGAAGUUUACAAAAAUAUACUGACAGGAUUUUGAAAAGUAAAAAAGUUGUAAUUUCAUUUUAUAAUAAAGAGUUUUGCCGAAUCCCUACAAACUUUAUUUAACAAGAGUUUAGACUUCCAUCUGCUAUAGGUAUUUCUUCUAAUACUCGAGCUAUUAGCAAGUUCGUCAGAUUUCUCAUUGUCCUUGAUUCACCAAUUACUAGGCAGUGUUUUUCAUUUUUCCAGAUUUCUUGAACGUAAGAACACGAUAAACAUAAUUGUAUCUAUGAUCAGUUUGUGGAAUCAAUGUUGUAUUUCGUCUAAAAAUUUAAUAUUGCUGGUGCUAAUGAAAGUGAUGGAUAUCCAGUAAGCUCACUGCAUGCCAAAGACUGUAAAUAUUUCAUUAACAGUCGGUAGUUAAUAAAGAUUAGAUAAAUCCUUUAAUAUUAUUUUGAUAUUAUUCUUGCUGUAUUUUUUUGUAAGUAGAUCAAAUUUAAAAUAAAUGGAUCGAAUUAUUUGCCUGGCCAAAUCUUUCUAGAUAGUAAAUUGUUUAGAAUAAUAAAAUAAAGAAUAUGAC